AUGAACAACAAAAUAUCUGGCGUACGAAAUGGUCUCCUGCUGCUACUACGUAAGAGACAUUUUGCCAGUAUUUACUCUCCUAAUAUUAGAAGAAACGUACCUGAAUAUAUCGACUUCAAUACCUUUUUUCCGAAAAAGGAAAUCAAGCCAGAUAUCAUAUCCGCCUUUACUAUUGCAAAACAACAAAGACUAGAAAAACUUUUAGAAAAUAAUCCUUUAGUAUUGUACAGAGGUAGAGUAGUUAAAAAUUUAUCAUGUCCAAAAAUAAAAUAUUCAGGUAGAAAUAAUGUAGGCAAAAUAACUACGCGUCAUAGAGGGGGGGGUCAUAUAAAAAGGUUAAGAUUUAUUGAUUUUAAAAGAUCUAGAAAAGAUAUAUAUGGAACCGUUUUAAGAAUAGAAUAUGAUCCAUCGAGAAGUGCACAUAUUGCUUUAAUUCAAUAUGAAGAUGGUGUGUUAUCUUACAUUUUAGCUCCUCUUUUAUUAAGACCAGGAGAUAAAAUUAUUGCUAGUAAACAUGCAAAUAUAAAUCCAGGUAAUUGUUUACCUUUAAAAAAUAUUCCAGUUGGUAGUAUUAUUCAUAAUAUUGAGAUUAGACCCGGAGCAGGAGGACAACUAAUCAGAGCAGCAGGUACAUAUGCAACUGUGUUAAGUAAAGAUAGCCAGUAUGCAACCGUCAAAUUGAAAUCUACAGAAAUAAGAAAAUUUCCUUUAGAAUGUUGGGCUAGUAUUGGGCAAGUGUCUAACUUAGAAAGACAUAUGAAAAUUUUAGGAAAAGCUGGGGUUAACAGAUGGUUAGGUAAAAGACCUGUAGUAAGAGGUGUAGCAAUGAACCCUUCCAAACAUCCACAUGGUGGAGGUACCAGUAAAAAACAUACCAAAAGACCAAAGUGUUCACUGUGGGGUAAAUGUAGAGAUGGGUAUAAAACCCGAAGCAAGAAAAAGCCGCUCGGAUUAAUCAUUAGGAGAAAUUUGUGCGGCCGUUUGCAGAAGAAGUAUGGUGUUCCUGUGUAG
Molecule: messenger RNA, 1011 nt
Organism: Plasmodium malariae
Lineage: Eukaryota; Apicomplexa; Aconoidasida; Haemosporida; Plasmodiidae
Product: mitochondrial ribosomal protein L2 precursor, putative
Exons: 1
Coding region: 1-1011 (336 amino acids)
Biological process (GO): cytoplasmic translation
Cellular component (GO): large ribosomal subunit; ribosome
Molecular function (GO): transferase activity; structural constituent of ribosome; RNA binding
Source: RefSeq, a predicted model, not a curated record